Messenger RNA from Aspergillus nidulans FGSC A4, 1245 nucleotides. RefSeq names its product cytochrome oxidase assembly protein SHY1. The transcript has 4 exons. The record is from RefSeq and is a predicted model, not a curated record. Bases 78 to 1052 code for a protein of 324 amino acids. NCBI's taxonomy places the organism in Eukaryota, Fungi, Ascomycota, Eurotiomycetes, Eurotiales, Aspergillaceae. Gene Ontology annotation, cellular component: membrane; mitochondrial inner membrane.
CAACAACGUUAGGAGGCCUCUCAGUUGACAACAGGACAUACAAAGCGAAAUAGAAACAAUAAAUAACACGAUAAAUAAUGCGACCGAUCUUCUCGGUCGCUGAACGGGCCGUCCCUCGAGUAUGGCAACAUCCGAUCUCAUCCACUCGAAUUCCGCGCACAUUAUUCAAGUUCGAUUCAAUCUGCGCCAGAUGCCGUCGCCAACAAUUCCAAGUCCGCUUCUUCAACGGGCAGAUGGGUGAUGAUCCCCGCUGGUUAUCUGUCGUCGACCACCCCGCACAAAUCGUGCGAACUGGCCGCAAACACGGGCCAGGAUUGAUCAUUCUCGCUUUAAUCCCAAUUAUUUCCUUCGCCCUCGGGACAUGGCAGGUUCAACGCCUGGAUUGGAAAACAAAGUUGAUCGCGAAAGUUGAAGACCAGCUUGUAAAGGAUCCGCUCCCGUUACCUCCGCGCAUUGAUCCAAGUGUUGUUUCAGAAUUCGACUAUCGGCGUGUCUAUGCUACGGGUCGGCUGCGGCAUGACCAGGAGAUGUUGAUUGGGCCGCGUAUGCGUGAAGGACAAGACGGGUUUAUCGUUGUCACGCCACUCGAAAGGGGGAAAGGGGAGAGUACCGUGUUGAUUAACAGAGGAUGGAUUUCUAAAAAGAUGAUGGACCAGAAGGACAGAGACAGAGAAGCGCUUCCCACUGGAGAAGUGACGAUUGAGGGCAUGAUACGGGAGCCUUGGAAGAAGAACAUGUUUACGCCAGAAAACCAGCCGGAGAAAGGGAAAUUUUACUUUCCGGAUGUUGAGCAGAUGGCGGGACUGACUGGCAGUCAACCGGUAUGGAUUGAACAAACGAUGGUCCAAGACCUGCUUGAAUCAAUGAACCGGGAGGCCAAGGGCAUCCCUAUAGGUCGCGCUGCCGAAGUGAACCUAAGAAACAAUCACAGCCAGUACAUCUUCACAUGGUACGGGUUAUCCCUAGCCACAUCUAUUAUGCUGUGGAUGAUUGUGCGGAAGCGACCCACUAGUGAGGCUCAUCGCCGUGUCCGUCAAAACAUCAACUGGUAACCAGUGAGUGAUUCGUGCAUUGGCUAUUGGCGUUUGGUUUGUUGGGUAUGAUAUAUCUGUAACAUAGAAUGUACCGUUUAUCUUGGGGGCAAGGCGAGUCUCAUGUCCUGCAAGAGCUCCUUGGGUAAAUGUUUCUGCGCAAGUGAAAAUACCGUGGUAUUGUUAUUGAGAUGGCGUUGCCUGCCAAUUAGCA